AUGGAGCAGAAGCUGUCCGUCGUCCUCGCCCUCCUGGCCCUCUUCCUUUGCGCCGGCCCCGGCCACGCCAUGCGCCUUCACGACGUCAACGGCGGUCGGGAGUUCGCCUUCGGCGCCAAGGCGGCCGCAGAGACCGAGCCGCUGGACCCGUCCUUCGGCAACGACUACGAGAACGAGAUCAGCCACGUCGAGUUCGAGCCGGACCUCGGCAGCACGCCGUACGCCGUGGCCGCGGCGCCCCUCGCCUCCGCCGCCACGGCCACCGCAACCGCCGCAGGGGAGACGGCCCCGGAGCCAGUGACGGCGCGGAACGCCGCAGCCGGCAGCCGCAGAAUGAAGUGGUGGCUGCCGCCGUCGACGAUGCCGUCGUUCCCGCUGUUCCCGAACCCCGUUGGCAUGCCUGGCAUCCCGGGGCUCCCGCUGCCCGGCACGGCGUUCCACCCCAUCGGCGGCUGGGGCACGCCGGCGCCGCCUGGCCAGGCACAGCCGUCCCCUCCUGCCUCCACCGCCGGCGUCGGCGCCAACGACCCGAACACGAACGGAGGCAUCAACUGA
Phragmites australis (common reed) is the source of this 555-nucleotide messenger RNA. RefSeq lists its product as uncharacterized. Lineage: Eukaryota; Viridiplantae; Streptophyta; Magnoliopsida; Poales; Poaceae. The coding region runs from base 1 to 555 and encodes 184 amino acids. The record is from RefSeq and is a predicted model, not a curated record. The transcript has a single exon.